AUGGAGGAAAUCAAGCCGCUCAUCCACCAACGCGGUCAGGUAAAGGGCAAGGUGACUGCGAUCGCCAAUGCCUUGGAAAAAUGCGAAAAUGAUCCUAGCCAGGAGAUUAUUUGUUCCAUUCCUCCUGGUAAAACGGAUGAUCAAGAUGAAAAAUUGAACGAAUUCGACAAACUUCAUACCGAUUGUUUGAUUCGGUUGGAGUUUCUCAUGGAAAGUUUAAGUACUCCUACCAGUGUCUCCUUUACCAACGCCGCUACGCCAGCUAGUGCCACCCAAGUGAUAGUACAGCAACAGCCGCUCAAGGCCCCAAUCCCCACUUUUGACGGGCGCUACGAAAAUUGGCCUCGUUUUAAAUCCAUGUUCCAAGACAUCGUCAGCCGAUGUUCUGAUUCGGAUGCGAUCAAACUGCAUUAUCUAGAAAAGGCACUAGUUGGUGCUGCCUCCGGUAUUCUUGAUGCCAAAACCCUGUCUGAUAACAACUACAACCACGCGUGGGAAAUACUAACCGAUAGAUAUGAAAAUCCGAGGAUUAUUAUCGAUACCCAUAUUGACGAGCUUCUAGCUAUGAGAAAGAUGUGCAAAGAGUCUCACAAAGAACUACGUGAUUUGGUGGAUACGUAUGACAAUAAGCCUAAGGUCAACAAUCAGGAAUCUCCAGGUGAAUCAUCGAAUCGCGUGAGGGAGGAUGUUCGCAACAGCGAAUAA
Molecule: messenger RNA, 705 nt
Organism: Ochlerotatus camptorhynchus
Lineage: Eukaryota; Metazoa; Arthropoda; Insecta; Diptera; Culicidae
Exons: 3
Coding region: 1-705 (234 amino acids)
Source: RefSeq, a predicted model, not a curated record